CUAUACAUGUCUCUUUCAUCUUCGGUUCCAGUGAUGCCUUCGACUCAACAGGCCUCUUCUAACUCAAAGCGACGCUCUGCAAAUUUUGCUCAUAGCAUUUGGCAUGAUACUUUCUUGAAAUAUGCUGAUUCCGAAUUUUCGGGAGUCAACGAUACUGUGAAACAAGAAGUUCAAAUGCAUAAAAAAAAGGUGAAGAUGUAUUUGUCUUCUAACGAUAAUAAUAUCUUACAAAAAUUAUGUUUAAUCGACUCAAUUCAACGUUUGAGUAUAGCUUAUCAUUUUGAACGUGAAAUCGACGAAAUAUUAGCCCAAAUCCACAAUGAUUUUAUCAACAAUAAUGGUUUUGCUAUAGAGGAGCGUGACCUUCACUUUAUUGCAUUACUUUUUCGUUUAUUCCGACAAAAAGGAUAUUACAUUUCAUCAGAUGUUUUCAACAAAUUCAAGAAUAGGAGGGGAGAAUUCGAUGAAAUAACUCUUGUUCAAGAUGUUGAAGGAAUGUGGAGCUUGUAUGAGGCUGCACAGUUAAGAGUUCAUGGAGAAGAUAUAUUAGAGAAAGCACAUGAAUUCACAUACAAUAAACUUAAGUCCAUUACCAAUCAAUUGAGUCCAUCUCUUGCUAACCAAGUCAAUCAAAGUUUACAACAACCUCUUCACAAGGCAAUUCCAAGAAUGAAGGCAAGGUCAUAUAUGUCUUUUUACGAAGAAAAUCCUUCGUGUGACAAGGUUGAUCUUCUAAGCUUCGCAAAAUUGGAUUUCAACAUGGUACAAAAAUUAUAUAAAAAAGAAAUUGGUAGCAACACCAAGUGGUGGAGAGAAUUAGAUUUUGCAACAAAGGUUCCUUAUGCAAGAGAUAGGGCAGUUGAAGGAUUCUUUUGGCCUUUUGCUACGAACUCUGAGCCUAAAUAUAGCACUGCAAGACAAAUGAUAACCAAAUUGGCUAUAUGUAUCUCUCUUGUGGAUGAUACUUUUGAUGUUUAUGGUACAGUUGAAGAACUUGAACUCUUCACCAAAGCAAUCCAAAGAUGGGAUAUUCGAUGCAUUGAGUCUCUUCCGGAUUGCUUUAAAGUUAUUUUUAGUGCAAUUAUGGAAUGCUGGAUGGAAAUAGAGGUUUUCAUGAAUGAUGUGGGUGGAGACUCAAACUUAGUGUUGCAACAUGUUAAACAGGCUUUUUCUAAUAUAGUACAAGCUUACAUGGUUGAAGCAAAAUGGUGCCAUGAGGACUACAUUCCAACAUAUGAUGAGUACAUGAUUAACGGAAUUCUCACUUCAGGAAGCCCAUGGUUCACAACAGUGUUCAUUGCUCUUGGAGAAUUUGCAUCCAAAGAAAUGUUUGAUUGGAUUUCUAAUAUUCCCUUCAUCUUAAAAGCCGCAUCAUUUGCUGGCAGACUAAUAAAUGAUUUGUCCUCACAUAAGUUUGAACAACAAAGAAAACAUGUUGCUUCCGCAGUAGAAAGUUGCAUGAAGCAAUAUGACUUUUCAGAAGAGGAGGUCUAUGAAUUCAUCAAAAAGGAUAUCAAUGAUUCUUGGAAGGAUAUGAACGAAGAGUAUCUCAAGUUAAGUGAGGAAAUCCCAAGACCCAUCCUUGAUUGCAUUGUUAACUUGGCACGCAUAUGUGAGUUUAUAUAUGCAAACUUUGAAGAUAAAUACACCAACUGUGAACUUCUGAACGAUCACAUCAUGGCACUGCUUUUGGACCCCAUCGUCGUGUAGCAGUUUCCUCAAGAAAUAAAUUGUUUAACAUUUGUUCUAAAUAAAUAACUCUAACAAAUUUUAUUAUAAUAUAAUUAAGAAACUGAGACUAAAAUCUUUUAUGUCUCAUUCUCAUCGUAUUGCGUCCAUUGUGUACG
Molecule: messenger RNA, 1847 nt
Organism: Arachis stenosperma
Lineage: Eukaryota; Viridiplantae; Streptophyta; Magnoliopsida; Fabales; Fabaceae
Product: probable terpene synthase 2
Exons: 7
Coding region: 7-1710 (567 amino acids)
Biological process (GO): diterpenoid biosynthetic process
Molecular function (GO): terpene synthase activity; magnesium ion binding
Source: RefSeq, a predicted model, not a curated record